Molecule: messenger RNA, 1728 nt
Organism: Hyaloperonospora brassicae
Lineage: Eukaryota; Oomycota; Peronosporomycetes; Peronosporales; Peronosporaceae
Source: the annotation of a GenBank genome assembly
AUGUCAGUGGGUCGCGCUCUCGCCUGCGCGACGCCGCGGCCACGAGCGCCUGGCCUUUCUGCACCACGUGGUGCUCGAUUGGCCCAACAAGUCGCGCGUUCGCUCGCGCGCUCGCUGAAAAUCCAACCAAACGCUGUCGUCGCGUUGCAGACCGCGAGCGCGCGCACGGACACGGACGCGGCCAAAGAGCAGCUGCACGCGACGCCUGGCGCCGCGCCGUCGCCUCCCAAUGGCGCACCCAACUCGCCGAUACCCCGCGCACCUGAUCAGGUGCUCAAGCGCCGCAAGGUCGUGACGGCCACGCCCAAGUCCCGCUACAAAGACGAAGCGGCCCGACAGCUGACGGCCUUGAAUCGCGCCUUUGUCGCCAACCUCAAGGACAGUUGGUCGAAGAACAUGGAAGAAAGCUGGGUCGAGAGUAUGAAGGAGUAUCUGCGCUAUGCGCAGGUGCUGGACGAUCUAUUUGGCGGCCACUCAGGCCACGUCUUGACGUUUGGCAGUGGCGACUGUGGUCAAUUGGGUCACGGUGUCGCCGACGAAGACCUCAUGGCUCCUUUUCCACGCGUCGUGCGCUCGUUGAGCAAGCUCGAGAUCGUCCGUGUGGCCUGCGGUGGCCUGCACUCGGCGGCCAUUACAGCGGCUGGCGAAGUCUAUACGUGGGGAUGCAACGACGAUGGAGCAAUAGGUCGAGAUGGAGACGAGAACGUUCCUGCCAAGGUGGAUGGAUUCGGACCGCAAGAGGCAGUCGCCUUGCAAAUUGUUGGCGGAGAUUGCCACACGUCUGUUGUGACGCUCGCCGGUGAGGUGUACACGUGGGGCUGCUACCGCGACAAGGAAGGCAAGCAGUGGUGCGACGCACCGUCGGCUGAGGCGGCGUUUAAGCAGAAACAGCCCCGACCGUAUUUGAUCAAAUCGUUGGACAACGUCGUGGACGUGCGGUGUGGUAGUUCGUUUAACCUCGUGCGGACGAAUAACGGGCUUGUGUUCUCAUGGGGGCUGGGGGAAAUUGGCGAGCUUGGUCGUGAAGUCGACGCAGAGAUGAAGGACUCAAAGGGAGAGUACAGAGUCGAUAUGGUGUACUCGACACACCUGCAGCCAGCGCGUGUGAUGCUCGAAAAGAACCCGCUUCCUCCCGUCAAGGACAUUGGCUGCGGUUCGUACCAUAGUAUUUUUGCUUUGGCCUCACCAGGACAUCUCUACACGUGUGGACUCAACAACUACGGUCAGCUAGGAAUCGGCCACACUGAAAACUGCACCGAGCUGCAACUAGUUGAAGAUCUCAGCUCCGAGAACGUCACGUUUGUGGAUGGAGGGGCCCAUCACUCGGUCGUCCUCACUCUUGACGGCGACGUAUACACAUUUGGUCGUGCAGACUCAGGCCAGCUCGGUGUGCUUGAGACGUGUGUUACUGGCGCGUACAAAGACCGGCCGCAAAAAGUGACGAUUCCUACCCCCAAAAGCGGUGGCUCAAGUGCUGUUCGUAUGAUCGCUACAGGAUCCAAUCAUGCGCUUGCACUGACGGAAAGCGACGCGAUCUUCUCUUGGGGGUACGGUGAUAUGCUGGCGCUAGGCAAUGGAAAAGAGCGGGAUGAGAACAAGCCGCGUCAGCUGGACUGGUCGACGGCAACAUCUGACAAGGGCAAGAAGUUUGGCGAGGCAAAGAUUUUUCAGAUCGAAGCUGGCGGCCAGCACAGCGCCGUAUUGGCUAGGGCGACGAAGGACAAGUAA